Diachasma alloeum is the source of this 837-nucleotide messenger RNA. RefSeq lists its product as uncharacterized. Lineage: Eukaryota; Metazoa; Arthropoda; Insecta; Hymenoptera; Braconidae. The coding region runs from base 1 to 837 and encodes 278 amino acids. The transcript has 3 exons. The record is from RefSeq and is a predicted model, not a curated record.
AUGAAGAUAUUUGUGACAAUCCUGUGGGCAAUGCUGGUAUCAGCUGCAGUUGCACUACCAGCUAGCGACAAAAGUACUGGUGAAAAUGACCUCAGGGCUGAUAUCUACUCGGACUGUGCGAAGAAAGAGUCGGUUAGCUGUUUCAAGCACAAGGUCCUCUCCUUCAUGGAGGAGAUGCUGGCUGAUAAGGAGGAUAUCACGUUGUCUGAGGGCAUCACUGUGGUGAAAACAUCAACUACUGAGGAAGGUGCACCAAGGUCCAUUGACUCCACUGACGUGGACACUCUGAUCUUCGAUCGUCUCGGCAGAUUCCUCAGGACGCACUCCAUCAAAGUCGAUCUCAAGGGCACUGACAUCCUAGGAGCUGUCGAAUCAGCUGGCCGCAGCUUAGAGGACAUCAGUGACAGUGUUGUCGAGGGCCGUGGCAAAAAGAAGAAGGCCCAGAAACUCAUCGGGCCCCUGAUGAUGGCAAUGGCCCUCAAAGCCGCAGCUCUACUUCCCCUCGCUCUCGGUGCGAUAGCACUGAUCGCCGGAAAGGCACUUCUAGUCGGCAAAAUUGCCCUCGUCAUCUCCGCCAUCAUUGGUCUUAAGAAGCUUCUCGGUGGACAGCAGAAGCACGUGACUUAUGAAGUUGUUGCCCACCCACACCACAGCAGUAGCAGCAGUCACUCAGUCAGUCACGACGAGGGUCACGGUGGUGGUUUUGGUGGUGGAGCUGGUGGUGACUUUGGUGGUUACGGAGGUGGCGCUGGAUCCAGUGGACACGGAUGGGCCAGGAGCCUCCCCCAGGACGCCCAGCAGAUGGCAUACCGCGGACAAAUUCCGUCUCAGGCUUAA